Molecule: messenger RNA, 2172 nt
Organism: Mandrillus leucophaeus (drill)
Lineage: Eukaryota; Metazoa; Chordata; Mammalia; Primates; Cercopithecidae
Gene: MIF4GD
Product: MIF4G domain containing
Exons: 6
Coding region: 874-1662 (262 amino acids)
Biological process (GO): regulation of translational initiation
Cellular component (GO): cytosol
Molecular function (GO): translation activator activity; RNA binding; protein binding
Source: RefSeq, a predicted model, not a curated record
GGCUACGCAGUCCGCCCUGUGCUGCUGGAAGGGGCGUUCUGGGCACGGGGGGAGCGGUCGAGGGCUGGAGACCCUAAAGGCGCCUCCUAUGGCCAGAGGGGACCCUCCGGCGGGAGCCACCUCUCGGGGGCGCAUCAUCCUGCCCCCCACUGUAAGAGGAAAGCUCCAUAAUGGAGCUUAGGAAUUAGGAGUCUCGAGUGAGUAAGGCCGGGUUACAGCCACUCGGGAGCCGGUCCCACCAGUCUGUCCCGGGGAGAAGCUGGCCUGGGUCUAGGGGGCGGACAGGGCGCCUGCGUUCCUACCUACGCAGGCCGGCCCCAUCCGGGGGAUGCAGCGGCGGGUGUUUAGACCGAAGGACUAGGCAAAAGCCAGAAACGGAGGGUUGGGGAGAGGGCCUUGGAGCCCUGCUGGGGACAGAGUCGCACCGCUUGGAGUUCCCAGCCUGGCCUUCACCCGGCAUCUUGUUGGGCCAGCAGCGUCAGGCCGGUUUAUUUAAGCAACCGUAACGUCCGCCCGCACACACCCUGCCCCAGUCCACUCCUGCCUCCCGCUGGGACUGGAGGGUGGGCGCUUUCCUGCUUCAGCUUCUCGCUCUUGUGUAAUCCCACAAGCAAGGGGUUUCUAAACUGAGCAGCAGGUGCCUGGCUGAUGCCCAGUCCCCGCCAGAAGCCAAGCCUGGUGGGCCGUCAGCCAACCACCGCACGCCACGGACCGCCCUGGAGCCCCUGUCCGAGCGCCGUCAGCCCCGCCCAGGGUCUGCAGGACGGAACCCGCCCUGCGCUCCACACCUGAGGCCGCUCGCUUCGCCUCUUCUCUUCCCCAGGUGCUGUCCUUAGUCCCAGCCCAGUCAAGAGCUACUGGGGCUGGCUAGUCAUGGGGGAGCCCAGUAGAGAGGAGUAUAAAAUUCAGUCCUUUGAUGCAGAGACGCAGCAGCUGCUGAAGACAGCACUCAAAGCCCCGUCUCUUGAAUGCACAGCUGCGUGCUUUGAGACAGGUGGAGAAUAUUCCUUUUGCCAGAGGAGCUAUAGUAAUUGCCCUCGCCUGAUGCCUUCCCGCUGUAACACGCAGGACAGAAAUCCGGGUGCUGUGGACUUGGAGAAAGUGGCCAAUGUCAUUGUGGACCAUUCUCUGCAGGACUGUGUGUUCAGCAAGGAAGCAGGACGCAUGUGCUACGCCAUCAUUCAGGCAGAGAGUAAACAAGCAGGCCAGAGUGUCUUCCGGCGUGGACUCCUCAACCGGCUGCAGCAGGAGUACCAGGCUCGGGAGCAGCUGCGAGCACGCUCCCUGCAGGGCUGGGUCUGCUAUGUCACCUUUAUCUGCAACAUCUUUGACUACCUGAGGGUGAACAACAUGCCCAUGAUGGCCCUGGUGAACCCUGUCUAUGACUGCCUCUUCCGACUGGCCCAGCCAGACAGUUUGAGCAAGGAGGAGGAGGUGGACUGUUUGGUGCUACAGCUGCACCGGGUCGGGGAGCAGCUGGAGAAAAUGAAUGGGCAGCGCAUGGAUGAGCUCUUUGUGCUGAUCCGGGAUGGCUUCCUGCUCCCAACUGGCCUCAGCUCCCUGGCCCAGCUGCUGCUGCUGGAGAUCAUUGAGUUCCGGGCGGCCGGCUGGAAGACGACGCCAGCUGCUCACAAGUAUUAUUACAGCGAAGUCUCCGACUAGGCCUCUAGAUCAGGGCUUCCUUGCCAGCACUGGCCUUUCUUCUACACACCUCUGAAACUGGCAGUGGAGUCUCUGCCUCACCCAAAGACUUUUCCCUUCCAGACUUUGAGUGUCUUCCCUUCUAGACUUUCCCAUCUCCUGGUGAGAUGUUUCCCACUUAUGCCAUGGUCCUGCCCUGAGCCCCUUUCCCCACCACCUUCCCACCAGGGCCAGGCAGAGAAGAGCAACUCCUAAGAGCCACUGCACUAUGUAACCGUUAGUGCAACUACUACCUUGGUGCCUCAGUUUACCCAUCUGUAAAAUGGGUAAGCAUAGCCAUUGGGAUGCUUUGGGAUGUCAACGGGCGGAGGCAGAGCACAAGUCAUACCAGAAACUGCUUUUUAUACAUUUUGUACAAGGACAACUCUGGAAGCAAGCCUAUUUCCUCCAGCCAGUUUCAAUGAAUGCUGCACCACAUGCUACACCAGUUCAGCGUGAGAAUUUUCUAAUAAAUCUUUUCUAAUACUAAAA